CCUGUCAAUCACAAUUAAGGAACCAUGGGAGUAAACUGGUAAGGAAACUCGGCGGAACCACUGUGUUCACGGUGAAGAUUGUUUUAAUUUGCGCAGAAACGACAACUAUGCACCGGUACACUGUGGGACAUUUAUAUCUGAUCUCGCCAACUGGGAAUCGCUCCACUUUGACGGGAAUUAGCAUGAGGCGUUACAUAUAACAACAAAACUUAGCGACUUUCAGUUGCCUGCGCCUAUUUUUUUGCCCCCACAGCUUUUCAGUUUGAACAUAAUACACAAGUCACCGUUGAUAUUUGUACAAAAGGCGGUACCGCGGAGGUUUAUAUUAACUCCAAGCUCAGGAUAUACCCGUUUAUUUGACUACAACUCGUGGAAAAUCUGGUCUGUGCAUUUCAGAGAACCGCCUGGUCGGUGAGUCGACUUUCGAAGAAGGAGUGACGGUAACAAGAAGACACUCCCAAAAACAAACGAAGCCACAGUAAUCUCCGCUCCAACUCCCAGGGAGAGCAAGAAAGGAGCAGAUAUGAGUGGGGGAGAUGUGGUGUGCUCAGGGUGGCUGAGAAAGUCUCCUCCUGAAAAAAAGUUGAGACGUUACGCAUGGAAGAAGCGGUGGUUUGUUCUUCGCAGUGGCCGUCUGACAGGCGACCCAGACGUGUUGGAGUACUACAAGAAUGACCAUGCCAAGAAGCCCAUCCGCGUGAUUGAUCUCAACUUGUGUGAGCAGGUGGACGCUGGGCUGACAUUCAACAAGAAGGACUUGGAGCACAGCUUCAUAUUUGACAUCAAGACCAUUGACCGUGUCUUUUACCUGGUGGCUGACACCGAAGAAGAGAUGAAUAAGUGGGUUCGCUGUAUCUGCGACAUCUGUGGUUUUAACCCCACUGAUGACGAAGCUGCAAAAGCUGCUCACCAGUCAGCGAUCGGAGGCCUGGUGGUGGACACCCCUCCCCAUGCAGCUCUGGGUAAUAUUGUCGGUCCAGCAGCAGUGCUGUCCAGCGUGCCCCCUCCAUACCAGCCAGUCAGUGUGCGACACCUGGACUCUCAGUCCAGUACAGAGGAGCCCCAGGAUUACCUGUGGCUGGUCAACUGUGAGAGCAAGAAGCCUGAGCCCAACAGAGCCCAUGCUGAGUGUUCCAAGUCUACCUCUUCAGAGACAGACCUAAAUGACAACCUCCCCUCUCACCGAACGCCCACAUCCUCCACCUCCUCAGCGAAACACACCUCGCACAACGGCUUCUUCCCACAGCACCCGGCCCCUGCCUCCGCCUCUUCCAUCUACGACUCGCCUCCAUCACGCGGUGCCUCGCUCUCAACCGACGGUGGCCUUUACCACCUCCCUCGCAGCUACUCCCAGGACACUGUGCUGCUCCCAAAGUCAGCCUCCUCCCCGUCGGCCCAUCCGGACAGCGUGGAAGGCUCUGAGCUUUAUGUCUUCAACACGCCGUCACGGAAGCCUUCAAUGGAGUCACAGAUGCGCAACCUUUCCAUCAGUUAUGAUAUCCCACCUACGCCUGGCGCAAACUGUACCUACCAGGUGCCCCGCACUUUGUCAGCGUCGACGGGGGUAGGAGGCUCAGAGGGUGGGGGAGAUGUAGUACCCCCUCCCAGACCACCCAAGCCUUCGCUCAGUUCCACCUCAGGACCCCCACCACCCCCUGCUGAGCGCUCACCUACGGACACCUAUUGUGUGCCUCGCUCAGCAUCAGAGACAGACGGAAACUACUGUGUGCCUACUAGUGCUGGGAAUAAGGCUUUACGCAGUAACACUAUUGGCACUGUGGACUGUUCACGCCUCCGCAAAGAUUUUGGAUCCCAGGACUGCUAUGACAUUCCUAGAUCAUUCCCCUCGGAGAAAAGCUGCUCAUUUGACUUCAACGAAAGCUUCAACAGCUAUUUUAAAAACAAAGGAAUGAUGCCAGUGGGCAGCCAGUCCACAGAGGAGGUAGACCAGAACUAUGUACCUAUGAGUGCCAUCCCCGUCACACCAUCACUCAGGCAGUUUAUCGGAGCCAAUGCACAACCGAACUAUGUGCCCAUGACCCCAAGCACCAUGGAGUUUUCCUCCCUUGGAAAGCAGGUCCCCCCACCUGCCCACAUGGGCUUCCGCUCCAGUCCUAAGACCCCUCCUCGCAGACCAAUGCUCAGUGACUGUCAGCCCCCGCCUGUGGACCGAAAUCUCAAACCUGACCGCAAAGGUCAGAGUCCUAAAAUAAUAAGAGCAAAAGGUGUCGGUUUAGAGCGAACCGACUCUCAAACCGUAGGUGAAUUCCCAAGGGGACGACGCAAGGGAAGACCCGCUCCACUGGAGAUAAAACCACUGCCAGAAUGGGAAGAGCCCUGCACGCCUGUCCGCUCGCCUGUCACACGGUCGUUUGCUCGGGAUCUCUCUAGGUUUCCAAUGCCAACAAGACCCCCUUCAGUGCAUAGUACGGCCUCCAGCACUGACUCCGAGGACUGUGAUGAGAAUUAUGUAGCCAUGGUCUCUAAUAUGUCCACAGAUGAACCAAACAUGAAGCUCGGUGCCCCCAUGACUGCGGAUGGUGGGAGCAGCCCUAUGGUGAAGCCGAAGGGAGACAAACAGGUGGAGUACCUGGAUUUGGAUCUUGACCCUGGCAAGUCUACCCCACCUAGGAAGAUGAAAAGCAAUGGAACUGGCAUGGCAGUGUCAGAUGAACGUGUUGACUACGUGGUUGUGGACCAGCAACGAACACAGGCCCUCAAGAGCACCCGGGAAGCCUGGAACGAUGGCCGCCAAUCCACAGAGACGGACACCCCUUCCAAAGGACCCAAAUGACCCUGUCGUCCCAACCGCCAACCCACCCUCCAAACCCCCUGAACCGUUGGGCCUUUUACACAAGUGUAGGCUCUGGUUUCUGCUUUGGGAUGGUCCAGCUGUCAUGUUCCACCUCAGCAAGAUCCUUUAUGUGUAGGGGCCGGCGGAGCUUCAUAGCCACUCAACUGUGUUUAGUUUACACUGCUGUCAGGCCUAGGACAGCACUGUGUGUUCAGUUGUAGGAAGGGGUGUGAGCCAGGAAUAAGCUGUAUGCAGUAUGAAAGCAGGUGGAAUGACUGGACUUGUCUUUGGGGUUUGACAAAAGCAGACUCACGAACUUUGAACAUUCACUGCCUCCUAUAUUGAGUUUUUUGUUCUGUUCACUUUUCAACGGCCGGUGGCUUGAUCCACAGUUAACAUUUCCUUAAAUUAUAAUGCUGUUUGAUGUUGUUUUGGAGUGUAAGUGAAAUCACUUGAUAACAUGAUCACAGUGCUUUAUCAGUGCAACACUCUACUACUUAGCACAGCUGGUUAACAGUGUUGAUUUUUCAGUUUCUCCCAUUUGAGUGGAGGGUAGUUUCCAUGGGCACUGGGCACAGGUCAGUUUCUCAAUUUCUUUACUACGGUAGUUUCAGGGAUCCCACAGUCAUGGAAAAAUUGGAAAAGUUAUAGAAUUUCACAAUCUUGUCUUCCAGGUCUGGAAAAGUCACAGAAUAAGAAAAAAGUCAUUGAAAGAUUUGGAAAAGUCAUGGAAUUGUGUUGUGUGCAAGGACAUAAAUUGUUACAGUUAUCCUGCAGGGAUAUUCUUCCAUAUGAUAUAA
Plectropomus leopardus (leopard coralgrouper) is the source of this 3594-nucleotide messenger RNA. It is a transcript of the gene gab1, whose product is annotated as GRB2-associated binding protein 1. The record is from RefSeq and is a predicted model, not a curated record. Gene Ontology annotation, cellular component: cytoplasm. Lineage: Eukaryota; Metazoa; Chordata; Actinopteri; Perciformes; Serranidae. Gene Ontology annotation, biological process: signal transduction. Gene Ontology annotation, molecular function: signaling adaptor activity.